Molecule: messenger RNA, 2103 nt
Organism: Schistocerca serialis cubense
Lineage: Eukaryota; Metazoa; Arthropoda; Insecta; Orthoptera; Acrididae
Gene: SRPK
Product: SRSF protein kinase 3
Exons: 1
Coding region: 280-2103 (607 amino acids)
Biological process (GO): protein phosphorylation; spliceosomal complex assembly; regulation of mRNA processing
Molecular function (GO): ATP binding; protein kinase activity
Source: RefSeq, a predicted model, not a curated record
CUAGCAAUGGCGAUGUCAGUGUAUCUGUGUUUGAGGGUGGUGAAGUUACGUUGUGAAGUGCCUCCUAAAUAAUAGUGUGUGAUAAACGUCUCCAGGUGUAGUAAAUGAAGUCCAGUAUGCUAUUUAACCAUACGAUCAUUGUGUUCAUUGCGUCAGAGGGAAUAUCUAGGGUUUUGUUGUCACCGGCCGCCAUGCUCAAACAAUAACGAUCGUAGUUUGAGGGAUGUGUGUCAAAUAUUUGUAUGUUUAAAUUUGAGAAACAUAAGUUGAAGCGUUGCUAUGAAUUCGAAAACUGAUGUGAAUCGGAGAGUAUUUGCUAUUAAAGCUAAAAAGAAACGCCCGAAACCUGGUAAAAGAAAAGGAAAAAAUGAAAGAGAUGGAAGAGCAUACUCAAAUAAAGUAGAACCAUCUCAUUCGUCUUCAAACGAAACUAUAGAAGAUGAAGAUGAUUAUUUCAGCUCCGACGAUGAUGAGCAGGAGGAUCCUGCAGAUUAUUGCAAAGGUGGUUACCAUCCAGUCAAAAUAGGUGAUUUGUUUAACGGAAGAUAUCGUGUCACACGAAAGUUAGGUUGGGGUCAUUUUUCAACUGUAUGGCUUUGUUGGGAUCUGUAUGACAAGAAAUUUGUGGCAUUGAAAGUUGUGAAGAGUGCUUCACAUUUCACGGAGACUGCCUUAGAUGAAAUAAAACUGUUGAAAGUCGUGCGGGAAAGUGAUGUUAACGAUCAUAAACGAAACAAAACAGUACAACUCUUGGACGAUUUUAAAAUAAGUGGUGUUAAUGGAACACACGUGUGUAUGGUAUUCGAAGUUCUUGGUCAUAAUUUGUUAAAAUUAAUCAUCAGAAGUAACUACCAUGGCAUUCCAACAGAGAAUGUAAAAUCUAUUAUUCGACAAGUAUUAGAAGGUUUGGACUACUUACAUACCAAAUGUAAAAUUAUUCAUACUGAUAUAAAACCUGAAAACGUUUUGGUAUGUGUAGACGAAAAUUAUAUUAGGAGACUUGCCUGCGAGGCUACAGAACUUCAUACAAUGGGCCUUAAACUGCCUGUAUCAUUAGUCAGCACUGCACCAAGGGAGGAACCGGAUCCAAAUGUAAAAAUGUCAAAAAAUAAGAAGAAGAAAUUAAAAAAGAAAGCAAAGCGCCAGACUGAACUGCUGAGAAAGCAAAUGGAACAGAUCGAAGAGACUGAAGAACAGAAGAGGAGAGAGAUGGCACUGGAAUUGGAGUGCCAGUCACCAGAAGAUAAUAGAGAAUCUGCUGAAACUCAGUCUGAGGUGUUUGAUGAGGUGCAUGAUGAAGAUGAUGAUGAUGCCAGCUCAAAGGUAAUAGACACUGCAUAUCAAAAUGGGAUAGAUAAAAAAGAACACAGCAAGUCAAUGGGAGAUGGUGCUGCAGAAGAGACCUCAAGUUCUGAUUCUCAGAAGCUGUGUAACUCAGAAAAAUGUGAUGAAGGAGCUGGUGAGAGUGGAACAUGUCCUGUUAAUAAAACAACAAGAAAGAAAGAAACAAAAUCUGUUACUGGUAGACCAUCCCGCCAAUCUUCUGGGUAUACAUCAUUUAGUCAUGAUGCAAAACCUGAACUGGACCCAGCAUUUGUGGUGUGUGAUAUUGAAGUAAAAAUAGCAGAUUUAGGAAAUGCUUGCUGGACUUACCGUCAUUUCACAGAGGACAUACAAACACGCCAGUAUCGUUCAUUGGAGGUCCUUCUGGGAGCUGGAUAUGGCACGUCUGCAGAUAUCUGGAGUACAGCAUGCAUGGCAUUUGAACUUGCUACAGGGGAUUAUCUCUUUGAGCCACAUUCAGGGGAAGACUAUUCUCGUGAUGAAGAUCAUUUGGCUCAUAUUAUUGAACUUUUGGGUGAAAUACCUCGAAGGAUAGCUAUGUCUGGCAAACAUUCCCGCCAGUUCUUUAAUAAAAAAUGUGAUUUGCGCCGAAUCUCGGGUUUGAAGCCGUGGGGACUUUUUGAAGUCUUAACUGAAAAAUACGAUUGGGACCCAAAGGAAGCAAGAGAAUUCACAGCUUUUCUUCGCCCUAUGCUGGACUUUGAUCCAGAACGUCGUGCAACUGCUGCAGAAUGCUUGAAACAUCCCUGGCUAAAUUAG